UAUAUUGCCAACUAGUAUGAAAAAAAAUUAUUUACAUAGGACGCCAUUCCUAACAGCUUGUUAUUUGACAUUUAUCGAUUUGUUUUCGCAGUGUGCAGGUCAAUGGCGUGCGUGGUCAUAAAUUGAGUGUUUAUUUCAAAAAAUAAGAACAGAAUGGCGGGGAAAAAGUGGUCUUACAAAGAUUUGGAAAAUAUGACCUCUGAAGAGUACAGGAAUAUAUUUUUUGAGGACAUACCUUCAGGAAAUGAAUCGGAGGAUGAUCAAAAUGGGUCAGAUGAAGACGUGCAUUUUGCAGCACAAAAGCGGAACAACACCGUACGCGAUGGUCGUGCACUACUUGCAAUGUCGGUUUGUGUCUCACUGACCAAAAAAAUUGCUUUGAAAAAUAUCAUAGCAAAUAAGUUGUAUGUUUUUACUUCAAACUCCUUUUUAUAA
Acanthoscelides obtectus is the source of this 435-nucleotide messenger RNA. NCBI's taxonomy places the organism in Eukaryota, Metazoa, Arthropoda, Insecta, Coleoptera, Chrysomelidae. The record is from the annotation of a GenBank genome assembly.